AUGUCUUCAAGGCCUGAUUUGAAGGUCGACGACGAAGUCGGUUUCAUCGGCUUCUACCGUUCGCUCCCCACGCCCGACAAUGACGAAACCAUCCGCGUGUUCGAUCGCGGUGACUGGUAUUCUUCACACGGCGCCGAUGCCGAAUUCAUUGCACGAACCGUCUACAAAACCACCUCCGUACUCCGCAACCUUGGCCGCAGCGAGACGGGCGGCCUUCCAUCCGUCACCUUGAGCGUGACUGUGUUCCGGAACUUCCUCAGAGAAGCGCUCUUCAGACUCAACAAGCGUAUUGAGAUCUGGGCAUCCGCCGGCACAGGAAAGGGUAAUUGGAAGCUGGUGAAACAAGCCAGCCCUGGAAACCUGCAGGAUGUCGAAGAGGAACUCGGUAGUGUCGGUGCACUCCAGCAAGAUUCAUCGCCUAUCAUUCUCGCAGUGAAGAUCUCCGCUCGCGCAGCAGAGGCACGGAAUGUCGGCGUGUGCUUUGCGGAUGCCAGCGUGCGCGAGCUGGGCGUCAGUGAAUUCCUCGACAAUGACAUCUACUCGAAUUUCGAGUCACUGGUCAUUCAAUUAGGAGUUAAAGAAUGUCUUGUGACAAUGGACGCGUCGCGCAAGGAUGUCGAGCUAGCUAAGAUUCGCGCUAUUGCUGAUAGCUGUGGGAUUGCGAUCUCUGAGCGGCCGGCUGCAGACUUUGGUGUAAGAGAUAUCGAGCAGGAUCUGACAAGACUGUUGAGAGAUGAGCGGUCUGCGAGCACACUGCCUCAAACGGAACUCAAGCUGGCUAUGGGAUCUGCCUCGGCGCUGAUCAAGUACCUUCAGGUUAUGACUGAUCCUACGAACUUUGGUCAGUAUCAGCUUUACCAGCAUGACUUGUCGCAGUACAUGAAGCUUGAUGCUGCUGCAUUGCGUGCGCUGAACCUUAUGCCUGGUCCGCGGGACGGUGCCAAGUCUAUGAGUUUAUACGGUCUGUUGAAUCAUUGCAAGACGCCUGUGGGCAGCCGGUUGCUGGCUCAAUGGCUGAAGCAGCCUUUGAUGGAUCUCGCGGCUAUUGAACAGCGGCAACAGCUGGUUGAAGCGUUCGUUGUCAACACUGAGCUUCGACAGACUAUGCAAGAGGAGCAUUUGCGUUCCAUUCCGGACCUUUAUCGCCUGGCAAAGCGUUUCCAGAGGAAGCAGGCGAAUCUGGAGGAUGUUGUUCGCGCAUACCAGGUUGCUAUUCGACUACCUGGUUUCGUGAGUGCUCUGGACGAUGUGAUGGAUGAGCAGUACCAAACGCCCCUGGAAGCAGAGUACACUUCAAAGCUUCGUGGCUUUUCAAACAGUCUGGCCAUGCUUGAAGAAAUGGUUGAAACGACUGUGGAUCUUGCUGCUUUAGAAAACCAUGAGUUCAUCAUCAAGCCCGAGUUCGAUGAUGGCUUGCGGGUCAUCAGAAAGAAGCUGGACAAAAUGCGCCAUGACAUGGAUGCCGAGCACCGACGGGUCUCUAAAGACCUCAAACAAGACAUGGAAAAGAAGUUGUUCAUGGAAAACCACCGCGUCCACGGCUGGUGCUUCCGUCUCACUCGUAACGAGGCGGGUUGCAUUCGCAACAAGAAAGAAUAUCAGGAGUGCUCCACACAAAAGAACGGUGUAUACUUCACCACAUCGAACAUGCAGACCCUUCGCCGCGAGCACGACCAGCUCUCUUCGAAUUACAAUCGAACUCAAACCGGUCUGGUUAAUGAAGUUGUCAAUGUUGCCGCCUCGUACUGCCCUGUGUUGGAGCAACUCGCUGGCGUGCUGGCUCACCUUGAUGUCAUUGUGAGCUUUGCACAUGCUUCUAUGCAUGCACCUUCGGGCUAUGUGCGUCCUAAGAUGCACCCCCGCGGUACCGGAAACACUGUCCUCAAGGAGGCCCGUCACCCAUGCAUGGAAAUGCAGGAUGACAUCUCCUUCAUCACGAAUGAUGUUUCCUUGAUUCGCGACGAAUCAUCUUUCCUCAUCAUCACCGGUCCCAACAUGGGUGGAAAGUCCACCUACAUUCGGCAGAUUGGAGUAAUUGCUCUCAUGGCCCAAACCGGCUGCUUUGUUCCCUGCACUGAAGCGGAACUGACUAUUUUCGACUGCAUCCUUGCCCGAGUUGGCGCCAGUGACUCGCAGCUCAAGGGUGUUUCAACAUUCAUGGCUGAGAUGCUCGAAACCUCCAACAUCCUUAAAUCAGCUACCUCAGAGUCUCUGAUCAUCAUCGACGAACUUGGUCGUGGAACCAGCACUUACGAUGGCUUCGGUCUCGCUUGGGCUAUUUCAGAGCAUAUUGUUACAGAAAUCCGAUGCUUCGGUCUCUUUGCCACACACUUCCACGAGCUCACUGCCUUACAAGACCGAUAUGAAAAGGCCGUGAAGAACCUCCACGUCGUAGCCUUCAUUGGAGACAACGACGGAGGCGAAACUGAAGCAGAAGCCGAGGAAAAAAAGAAACGCCAAGUCACCCUACUUUACCGUGUCGAGCCCGGUAUCUGUGAUCAAUCCUUUGGAAUUCACGUUGCUGAACUCGUUCGCUUCCCUAGCAAAGUCGUCAACAUGGCCCGCCAGAAGGCGGAGGAGCUCGAGGACUUUACGUCUGGGUCUACUCAAGAAGGGAAGCCGCAAGCCCUUGCACCUUCGCUGGAUAAAUAUUCCCAGCAGGAGGUCGAAGAGGGCAGUGCACUCCUUAAGGACAUGCUGCUGAAAUGGAAGGCGGCGACUGAGGGCAAGGAGAUGACGGCCGAGGAGAAGAGACAGGUCAUGCGUGAUCUGGCGCAGGCUGAUGAUCAAUUGCAGGCGAACAAGGUUUUCCAGGGUCUCAAGGCUCUGUGA
Molecule: messenger RNA, 2832 nt
Organism: Penicillium brevicompactum
Lineage: Eukaryota; Fungi; Ascomycota; Eurotiomycetes; Eurotiales; Aspergillaceae
Product: mismatch repair ATPase MSH2
Exons: 2
Coding region: 1-2832 (943 amino acids)
Biological process (GO): mismatch repair; mitotic recombination
Cellular component (GO): MutSalpha complex; nucleus
Molecular function (GO): ATP binding; ATP-dependent DNA damage sensor activity; mismatched DNA binding
Source: RefSeq, a predicted model, not a curated record